UCGGCCCCUCGUUCUCUUCGCUAAUAAAAUCCACCCCCCUCUUCCGCAAUCUUCGGGGAGCUUGACGAGAAAGAAGAAAAAUUAGAAACCCUAGAAAAUGGUGGUCUGCUCCACCGCGGUGGCCGUGCCAUCGUCGUGCAAUCUCGGCCGUUCGAUCUCCCUUGAACCCUCCAAGCUCUCCUCCUCGAGAUGGCUGCAGUUGACGCCUCUCCGCCGCCUUCCGACGAGGAGCCGGAAGCUGUCGGCGGUUCCUCAGCGCGGAAUAAUUCCCCAGGUUGAAGCAAAGAAGCAAACAUUUUCUUCAUUUGAUGAAUUGUUAGAAAAGUCUGAUAAGCCUGUGUUGGUUGAUUUUUAUGCAACCUGGUGUGGCCCAUGCAAAUUCAUGGUUCCUAUUCUUGAACAAGUGGGUGAACAACUAAAAGACAAAAUCCAAGUGGUCAAAAUUGACACAGAGCAGUACACAAGCAUUGCGAAUCAGUACAAAAUUGAAGCACUGCCUACAUUCAUCAUUUUCAGGGAUGGGAAGCCCUGUGAUCGCUUCGAAGGAGCAAUGCCUGCUCAUGCGCUCAUCCACCGCAUUGAGAGUGUUCUUGCAGUCCCCCAAUAACAUACAUGGCAUAAAGUAUGAACUGGAUGGGUGUUCUAUAAACAUGUCUGAGGAGGUGAGGUGUUGGAAUGCAGGAUGAUUCCUCCAAGAGAAAAACCAUAUGACAAAAGCAUAUAGUCCUUUCUUUUCAACUUUGUAUCACAUAUAAUACUUUACCAUUGAUUUUGUCUGAAGUUUCCUUGUCUGCUAUACUGGCCUCACCAUAUUAAUUAAAUCGUGAGACUGAAAUGCCAUGUAAAUGUUAAAUUCUGUUUGUUCUGAAUGUGCGAGAAUAGCUGUACUGGGAAUAUGUUAAAUGAAGGGAGCAGUUUCAAGGAUCUA
Messenger RNA from Phoenix dactylifera (date palm), 928 nucleotides. RefSeq lists its product as uncharacterized. The record is from RefSeq and is a predicted model, not a curated record. Lineage: Eukaryota; Viridiplantae; Streptophyta; Magnoliopsida; Arecales; Arecaceae. Gene Ontology annotation, cellular component: cytoplasm. Gene Ontology annotation, molecular function: protein-disulfide reductase activity.